Molecule: messenger RNA, 1644 nt
Organism: Ceratitis capitata (Mediterranean fruit fly)
Lineage: Eukaryota; Metazoa; Arthropoda; Insecta; Diptera; Tephritidae
Gene: Idgf4
Product: chitinase-like protein Idgf4
Exons: 3
Coding region: 159-1481 (440 amino acids)
Biological process (GO): carbohydrate metabolic process; chitin catabolic process
Cellular component (GO): extracellular region
Molecular function (GO): chitin binding
Source: RefSeq, a predicted model, not a curated record
UUCGCAGUUUCAGUUUUACUUUGGAAGCGUAUAGUUCAUAAUCAAGCGCUGAGUGGUUUUACACUUACAUAUAAGAAAACAGAAAAAAUAACUUGAAAACAUACAAAUAUUGUGUUAAUUUAUUUUAUAUAAAUUUUUUUUUUUUUUGCUCUGACAAAAUGAAAUUUGUCAUUUUGCUGUUCGCGUUGUCGCUGGCGGCGUUGGCUACUGCCCAACAUGCGAGCAGCUCACACCUAGUUUGCUACUAUGAUGGCAACAGUUAUGUGCGUGAAGGUCUCUCCAAAUUACACACAAACGAUCUUGAACCCGCAUUACAAUUCUGCUCUCACCUGGUCUACGGCUAUGCCAGUAUCAGUCAGACAUCAAACAAACUCGUCAGUCCUAAUGAUAAACUCGAUCUGGAUAUCGGUGCUGGUCUUUACCGUACAGUGACUGGUUUCAAAAAGAAGUACCCACAUUUGAAGGUCUUGUUGAGCGUUGGCGGCGAUAGAGAUGAAGUUGAUCCCGACAAUAACAAAUAUUUGACGCUUUUGGAAAGCGCCAAUGCUCGCAUACCAUUCAUAAAUAGCGCCCACUCGCUGGUAAAGACUUACGGUUUUGAUGGUCUUGAUUUGGCUUGGCAGUUCCCCAAAAACAAGCCCAAGAAGGUGCACAGCGGUAUUGGUAAAUUUUGGAAGGGUUUCAAGAAAAUUUUCUCCGGCGAUUUUGUGGUCGAUGAGAAAGCCGAGGAACAUAAGGAGGAGUUCACUGCGCUGGUGCGUGAAUUGAAAAAUGCAUUACGUCCCGAUGGCUAUCUCUUGGGUCUCUCUGUUCUACCCAAUGUGAACUCGUCAUUAUUUUAUGAUGUCCCCGCUAUUGUGAACAAUCUCGAUUACGUCAAUUUGCACGCUUAUGAUUUCCAAACACCUGAACGUAACCCUGAAGUUGCCGACUUCCCAGCACCAAUCUAUGAAUUGAAUGAACGCAAUCCCGAAUCAAACAUUAACUUCCAAGUGCAAUAUUGGUUGAACAACCAUUGCCCUGCCACUAAGAUCAAUGUUGGUAUUGCCGCCUAUGGACGUGCAUGGAAAAUGACGAAAGAUUCCGGUCUCACUGGUUUACCACCAGUGGUUGAGACUGAUGGUGUUGCACCAGCUGGUACUCAAACACAAAAACCUGGUUUGCUCAGCUGGCCCGAAGUGUGCGGCAAAUUACCAAACCCUGCCAAUCAGCAUUUGAAGGGUGCCGAUGGUCCACUACGUAAGGUUGGUGACCCCACCAAACGUUUCGGUAACUAUGCUUACCGUUCGGCUGAUGACAGUGGUGAAAAUGGCAUUUGGGUGGGUUAUGAUGAUCCCGACACUGCAGCCAACAAAGCAGCAUUUGUUAAGUCCAGAGGUUUGGGUGGCGUCGCUUUGGUUGACUUGUCAUUCGAUGAUUUCCGUGGUGCUUGCACCGGCGAUAAGUAUCCCAUCUUGCGUGCCAUCAAGUUUAAGUUGUAAGUUGUGAAGUCUUCUGAAGAGAAAAUUAUAUUAAGAAAUAUCCUUGUUGAAAGCUUUUACAAAUGUUUGAUUUUUUGCUUUUGUUCACGUUCAUUGUCUGGAGUAGGCGUUAUAUAAAAUUGUCACAUUUUCUGAAAUAAACGAUACAAAUUAUUAAGUAAAA